UGAGAGCUUAUAUUGUCAGAUAAUAUAUAUUAGCCGUAGAAGUUGAAAAAAAAAAACUAUUGCCAAUUUAGAAGUUUUUAGGCAAGUUUGUAUUGAGUGAUAUUGCCACCUCAUGUACAUUUUCUCAGAGAAAGACAAACGAGGCCUACUGGUUGGGUGACCAGUUCUACAAGGAUGCCAUUGAGCAGUGCCGCAGCUACAAUGCCCGCCUGUGUGCUGAGCGCAGCGUGCGCCUGCCCUUCCUGGACUCCCAGACCGGCGUGGCACAGAACAACUGCUACAUCUGGAUGGAGCGCCACCACCGCAGCCCUGGGGUUGCUGCAGGUCAGAUGUAUACAUACCCCGCCCGCUGCUGGAGGAAGAAGAGGCGGCUGCACACCUCCAUGGACCCUCCGCUACGCCUCUGUGGCCUCCAGAUAGAUGGAGGACUCACAGGCAAGGAUGUGAUUCCCACACAGGGCACCACGCUGGAGGCUCUUCUCAGAGGGGAGGGCUUAGACCAGAGGAACAACUCAAAGGACGAGGAGAGUCUCCUAGAGAUCCAGAGGGUCUUGGAGGCUGACGCAGCUGAAGAUGCUUACCAUGACGAUGAGGACUAUGACGUGGACACCCCCAAAAAAAGACACAGAGGAAAAAGCAGGGGUCGUAUUUCAGGCCGCAGGAGGACAGACAUGGAUGACCAGGACAAGCCAUAUAGCUGUGACCUCUGCGGGAAGCGUUACAUGCACCGUACAGGGCUGAGUUACCACUACACCCAUUCCCACCUGGCAGAGGAGAGGGGGUCCGAGUCCUCCCGGUCACCCUCCGCACAGCGCUCUGACCGACACAAACGUCAGAAGGGUCCAGGUAGUACUGCCAUUACCAAUAACUACUGUGACUCAUGCCGGUGCACCCCAGGCUCCAACAAGCAGAGGGGUAAAUCUGGGGAGAGGGGUCCCUGCUCAGUCUGCCGGCGCUCCACUGGCCGCCCAGAAGAGAAGGAGGACAGCAGGCCGUUUGCUGGGGCAGAGGAACUGUUUGGCACCACCUCGGAGAGUGACACGUCCACGUUUCACGGCUUUGAGGACGAUGAGCUUGAAGAGCCCUCGUCAAACGGCAAGGGGACGCCCAACCGAUACAGAUAGAGAAGAACUUUCUAGGUUUAAAGACUAUUUUUAAUAUGGAUAACCUCUGGCAAAAGUCUGCUGCUUCUUUUUAAAUGUUUUUAUUUAAAGUGAUUAUUUCAGGAGAGAAAUGCAAGAAGUGUUAUUUUGUUAUCUACUGAACCUUGUUUAAUAAUUUAUGAAUGUGUUUUUUUACAUUAACUUUGAAUGCAACUGAAGGUGUCUCUAGACAAAUGACUUGCUCCCUAUGUGAAAUGGAAAGAAUUUCUUGGAUUAUUUUUCCACUGGAGCGGAAAAGGCAAAUAUGUUAUGAAAAAACACUGGAACAUGUGGAUAUAAUUAUGCUCUUUUUGGGAUGAUUUGCCAGAGAAAAUAAAAUCCAAUAAUUUAUCUGAAAUUGAGUUAAAUGACAAUGUCUGGAUGAAGAAUGAAUGUCAACACAAACCCUUCCCUCAACUUGUUGAUGUCACUAGAAUCACCCAUGCCGUUUGGAAAGACUUCCACUGCUUCACCCUCUGGAUUAUAAUAAUGUGAAACUGGAGUGGCGUGAAGCAAAGGAUUGAUGUGUGAAUUAAACAGAGGGUUAGACCAGAAGCAGGGCAUGGCUAGCUGAAAGGUAAGCACCUAGGUCCUAUUCAAACACAGUACAGUACUUUCUCAUUUAAACACAAGGUGUAUUCUUAUUCCAUCAGUUCAUGCCUUGCAUUUGCCAUCAACAAAGAUAAAAACAACUGUUGGUUUUCUCUUUUUGAAGCAAUUUCCCCCCUGAGAAUGUAUUGUUUUUCUCCUGUGUUUUCGUCCUCUACGGCUGUGGCCACCAUGCCCAGCCGGCGGGAUCCAAUGUGACACUGAGACGUCAUUAACUUCAUCACUGUGCCAGCCUGCGACCCAGGCAAGAAACCAGCUCUGACAGCCAUGAUGACCCAGUGACCUCACUGGAACCACCCUGAACUUUAACCUCUGCCCCUGUCAUAGCGGCGGUGCUGGACUUCCUCUGUCACUUGUACAACAAAACCUCUGGACUACUUAGACAUUCUCUUACUCUUUUUAAUGUCACUUGAGCGGGCCAAACAAAUCAAGAGCUUUCUUGAAUCCCUUUCAUCCUGAAGUUAGAAUCGUGCUAUGUUCCUUUGUUUUGAACACGAUAUUGACAGUUUGGGUUGUUAGUGUCAUUUUGGUGAGAGGUGGAUAUUUUAUUAUUCAGUUUGUUCUGGCUUUGUUUAUACCUCUGUCUUUCUACAAUACCUACUUCUACUCAGGCGUAUGAUUUGUACUGCUGUUGAUUGUUCUCUCUGCGUCAUGAUGCAUUCAUUGUCUGCCACUGUCCCCUGCCUGCCUUUAUGUGAUUGUAUCCCUAUGGUUUAGUCAUCACAAUAACACGUUUAGUGAUCCCAGCUUUAACAAAUCACAGUAUUCUGAACUGUGCCCAACAAAGUUCAUGGGCACAUUACUCCAUAUUUUCUCCUUCCUCUGACUCACUUGUCAAAUGCUUUUGUCCAGAAUCACUUACAAGGCAUGUGUGCAUAAUGCAAGGAUAGUUGCUUACAAUUGCAGAAGGAGUCUUUUAAGCUGUAAAACAAUGUUUUUUUUAAACAUUUAGCUUAAGUGCUAUAUAGCUGCGUUUACACGGGCAGCCCAAUUCAGAUCUUUCUUUGACCAAUCGCAUCAGAUCAUUUCCUAUCAGAUAUUUUGUGUCUUAAAUGUUGACUAGACACUCACUCACAUAAACAUUCUUAACACUGAAUUCCCUCAGGGACCCUUUCAUCCAGUUUUUAGGACUUCUAAUGGAGAAUUAUUUUGGUAUCAACAACAACCUCCCCAUCAAUUACUGUGUUUCCAUGGUAUCCUCAAAGGUCUUAAGUUAGUCAUAUUAAAUGACAACCUGGUUGCUAUUAUGGUCAUUGUUUUUCUCUCACUGGUGACGUCCUCGAACAAACAGCAUGAUACAGUAUACUUCCAACCAACACUUCAUGGAAGUCAGUGAUGUCUGUCUGUAUAGAAACAAGUGUCAUCACCACCAAUCAUGUACUAGUGCAUAGCUUGUAUACCUCAUCAAAGAGUCAGAAACAGCAAUAACCCCAGAGCUCUUAGCAAGCCUUCCUGAGUUAGAAGGAAGCACAGGGGUCGGAAUAGAGCCAAGAGAUGAAAUGGACUUGACCAGUCAUUUUAUCUUCAACUGUAAAUAACUCAAAUCGAGAGAAUUUAAGUCUUUGUUAAACUAUUUUUAUUGUAUUGAAAGAAAAUAAAGAAUGAGACUCUGCCCUCUCUGGAUAUUUGGGGAUGUUUUUCUGCGGUCCUAUGUAACACUAUUGUAGUAAUUACAAUGUUACCACAUACUGUAAAUGAGAGGUCACCAUGUAGACAGAGGUCCAAAGGUUUUAUUAUUUGGUGCCCACAAGAUAUCAGGUGCAUGGGUAUUUUACAUUUAUAAUAGUCAUCUUGCUGUUUGAGAAACUAGAAGCACAAAUUCCCUGGAUAUGUUACAUGCAUAGUAAUGUGCCCAUACCAUAACAUGUGCUUUUAGAUAAUGGAAAUCUAUAGAGUCGAUUUAUAUACAAUGCACUCUGUACACUAUUGUGUUUGUGCCGACAAUAUUUUUAAACACUGACUCAAUACAUGAAGCAUCUCUACCUUACACUCAAGAGGUUAUCAGUUUAUGAUAAUCAUAUAUAUUAACCAGUACAGUGUAUUGCAGCAACUCUAAUUGAAGCAAUUAUUGAAAUAAUUAUCUCAGUAUUUCAAGAACUUGGGACUAUAACGUUCUAUCUGAAAAAAAGAUGAUUCUGAUAUAAUUGGCUUUAAAGUUCCGAACCCUUUGGUCUCAGCAAUUUUUUAUUUUUAACUUCACAUGAAUUGUGGUAUUUAGAUCACUAUAUAGAUAGAGAACACUGAACAGAACUGUCAAUAACUGAAUUUUGACAAUGCAGAUUGAACAUUAUAGUACCUAGCUCUCGGUUUGUCUUUCAUAAUAUUGUCUCUGGCAUAACUGUGUAUGCAACCAAUAAACUUUGAUCUGAGUUGA
Oncorhynchus tshawytscha (Chinook salmon) is the source of this 4125-nucleotide messenger RNA. Its product is annotated as zinc finger protein DPF3. Bases 288 to 1124 code for a protein of 278 amino acids. The transcript has 9 exons. Gene Ontology annotation, cellular component: nucleus. NCBI's taxonomy places the organism in Eukaryota, Metazoa, Chordata, Actinopteri, Salmoniformes, Salmonidae. The record is from RefSeq and is a predicted model, not a curated record.